Molecule: messenger RNA, 1910 nt
Organism: Spodoptera litura
Lineage: Eukaryota; Metazoa; Arthropoda; Insecta; Lepidoptera; Noctuidae
Product: fumarate hydratase, mitochondrial-like
Biological process (GO): fumarate metabolic process; tricarboxylic acid cycle; malate metabolic process
Cellular component (GO): mitochondrion
Molecular function (GO): fumarate hydratase activity
Source: RefSeq, a predicted model, not a curated record
UGUGGUUUCGUAAACUGUCAAUGUCACUUUUCAAAUUCUCAGGCAAGAUUGUAAAAUAAUUUGGUCUCAAACUCAAAUAGGUCUUAUUGCCGCCGUCAAUAACAGGGAUUAAAGAAAAGAAUUAAGAUUCUUUUGAAGAAAUCAUGGCCAACUGUUUUAAAUUAUUAACUACAACGUUAUUCAAGACAUCAAGAAAUUUAAGACACAUAAGAUGUGCCCGACCUAUGAUACAGAAGUCGAGUUUUUCGACUUGCAGUGUCUUAGCGCGAAAGGAGCGCGACACUAUGGGAGAAUUGGAAGUACCUGAUGACAGGCUAUAUGGAUCCCAAACUCUGAGGUCAAUCAUGAACUUCCCUAUAGGAGGCAUUGAGGAACGCAUGCCGAUGGCUGUCAUCGUUGCAAUGGGUAUUCUGAAAAAAGCUGCAGCGAAAGUUAAUAUGGAGUUUGGUUUAGAUAAAAAAAUCGCUGAAGCCAUCAUUACAGCUUGCGAUGAUGUGAUCAACGGUAAACUGUACAAAGAGGGUCACUUCCCUCUUAUCAUCUGGCAGACUGGGUCAGGCACACAGACUAACAUGAACACCAAUGAGGUCAUCGCUAACCGAGCUAUCCAAAUGUUGGGCGGCACGUUGGGCAGUAAGAAGCCGGUGCACCCCAACGACCACGUGAACAAGUCGCAGAGCUCCAACGACACGUACCCCACCGCCAUGCACAUCGCCGUGGCCAUGGAGCUCAGGGACAGGCUCAUGCCCGGCCUCGUGGCACUCAGGGACACCAUGGAAGCCAAAGCAAAGGAGUUCGACAAAAUCAUUAAGAUCGGAAGGACCCACCUGAUGGACGCGGUGCCGCUGACGCUGGGCCAGGAGUUCAGCGGGUACGCGACGCAGAUGACGUUCGCCAUCGAGCGCGUGUGCGCCACGCUGCCGCGCCUGCACUACCUGGCGCUGGGCGGCACGGCCGUCGGCACCGGACUCAACACUCGCAUCGGGUUCGCAGAGAAGUGCGCCGCCGAGAUCGCGGCCCUCACUGGCAUUCCAUUCGAAACUGCGCCAAACAAGUUCGAGGCGUUGGCUAGCCAUGACGCGAUGGUAGAAGUGUCGGGUGCUCUCAACGUGGCUGCGUGCUCCAUCAUGAAGAUUGUCAACGACAUCCGCUUCCUGGCGUCCGGUCCUAGAUGCGGGCUGGGCGAACUGAUGCUGCCAGAGAACGAGCCGGGAUCAUCCAUCAUGCCUGGUAAGGUGAACCCGACUCAGUGCGAGGCGCUGACGAUGAUAGCGGCGCAAGUGAUGGGCAACCACGUCGCCUGCACCGUCGGAGGCAGCAACGGACACUUCGAGCUCAACGUCUUCAAAACUAUGAUGGUCGCUAACGUGCUCAGGUCAAUCACACUACUUGGCGACGGAUGCUUGGCAUUUGACAAGAACUGCGCGAAGGGCAUCACAGCUAACAAAGAAAAGAUCGGCAAGAUCAUGCAGGAGUCACUCAUGUUGGUGACAGCGCUCAACCCACACAUUGGUUAUGAUAAGGCUGCACUAAUCGCCAAGACUGCCCAUAAAGAAGGAGGUACCCUAAAAGGCACAGCUAUCAAACUAGGAAUCCUCACGGAGGAACAGUUCAACCAAUGGGUCAAGCCAGAAAACAUGUUGGGACCUAAGUAAAGAAUCUGAUGUGCUGUCAACACACAAUGGAACAACAUUUUUUGUGUUGCAAUUAGGAUUAGUGAUGAAAGAGUAUGAGUUUAACUACGAAAUAUCCGAUGUCCUCCGGUACACUCUACGUUAUUAGUUUGGAGUUACUUAAUGGCACCUUUUCUUCAAACGAGUUUCGCAAUUAUAUGAUAGUUAGGACCAGUCUAUAAGGUUAUUUGCAGUACUUACCUCGCCUAGUACAAGGUUUGUUAAGUGAGACAACUG